Aphanomyces invadans is the source of this 305-nucleotide messenger RNA. RefSeq lists its product as hypothetical. The transcript has a single exon. Bases 46 to 252 code for a protein of 68 amino acids. Lineage: Eukaryota; Oomycota; Saprolegniomycetes; Saprolegniales; Verrucalvaceae. The record is from RefSeq and is a predicted model, not a curated record.
GCCAUUUUUGGUCGAGUGGCGGGACACCAUCCAACCAACAGCACGAUGGACAGCGUGGGCGGCAUCAAGGUCAAGCAGUGCGAGCAAGUGACUGACAAGGAGGCUGCUCGACUCCUAAAGAAGUUCCUGAGCUCGCACCACCGAGAACAUGCAGAUGAAUUUCAACAGCACGCGCUUACCGUGCAACAGGAAGUCGAGACCCAACUUCAGCUGAUCCUGUCGCAUCUCCAAACGACCAGCACCAGCUCCUAACACCCUCCCUCCUUCAUUUCAUGAAUACAUCUAUUUGAGAUCCACAAAUCGCC